AUGAAAAUCCAUGUAGACAUACUUCUCAACCAUUUUCAGUUCAUACACUACCGUAUAUCUACUACCUGUGGCAAGUUCUCGACUUUGGCAACCAUUAUAUAUGCCAGCCCGAAUACAACAAAGCGAAAACAACUAUGGCCUCACCUUCGAUCCCUCGCUGGAAAUAUUACCUCCCAUUGGAUCAUGUUUGGAGAUUUUAAUUCCACGCUCACUGCUUCGGCUCAGAUGAAUGCUGCAAUUUCUACUCGGCCUUGCAAAAAUUUCCAGAAUUUUGUUUAUGAUUUCGACAUCCGUGACAUGGGAUUUCAAGGUCUUGAAUUCACGUGGAAUCGGGGUCUCUCUUAUGCUCGUCUUGACAGGGCUUUAUGUAAUAGCAAAUGGGACGAAUCGUAUCUUGAAACAGCCAUACAUAAUCUUCAUCGCAUGCGGUCUGAUCACAGACCAAUUCUCCUUUGUGUUGGCAUCUCUACAAAUAACCUUCGCCCGGCUCAAUUCAGAUAUUUCUCUGGCUAG
Molecule: messenger RNA, 513 nt
Organism: Hibiscus syriacus
Lineage: Eukaryota; Viridiplantae; Streptophyta; Magnoliopsida; Malvales; Malvaceae
Exons: 1
Coding region: 1-513 (170 amino acids)
Source: RefSeq, a predicted model, not a curated record